Molecule: messenger RNA, 1009 nt
Organism: Tetranychus urticae (two-spotted spider mite)
Lineage: Eukaryota; Metazoa; Arthropoda; Arachnida; Trombidiformes; Tetranychidae
Gene: mRpL50
Product: mitochondrial ribosomal protein L50
Cellular component (GO): mitochondrion; mitochondrial large ribosomal subunit
Source: RefSeq, a predicted model, not a curated record
CUCUGAGAACCUGGUGGAUAAUCUGGAAAACCUUUUCAACAUAAAAUUCGGCAUUAAAAAUGUGUUGUUUACAUUAAUUUUUUAUUAUUAUUGAUAAUCUUUCUUUUAUUUUCUUUAGCUCAUCAUGUCAUUGAGCAACUUGGUACCACGAAGAUAUAUCUCACUGAACUCCGUUUUAUUCAGAUAUGCUACAGUUGCCAAAGAUGGUUCACGCAAUGAAAAAAAAGAAGUGUCCAACAAAAAGCAAGAUUGGGCUCGUGUAAGAUACGCUGGGUUAGAAGAAGUUUCAGUAAAACGACGAUACUAUCAAAGAAAUGAGUAUUUCAAUAGUGAUCCUGAGCAAGCCAAGAAUACUUCAAUCGAGCUUUUCAACCGGAUGGCUCAAUCAUUGAAGGACCAAGGGUAUUCAAGAGAAAUGAAACCAUAUACACCCAGAGAAGAUGUUAUUGAAUGCAUCAAGAAUAUUUACAUGUGCUAUUUUACUCCGAAAACCGAAAACGAUGAUGACUGGCUAAGUCAACCCCUUGAUGAUAUGUUCACCAAAUUUAGUUUCUUAAGUGAAUGUGAUAAACAACUCGAACACGAAAUUCCUAGUCCUGAUUUGCAUUUGAUGAAAACAGUAAAUGAUGUUGUUGAAUUUUAUAGAACACCAGUUAGAGGGUUGACAACUUAUGAUGAUCUUGCUCGACGUCAGAAUGAAUUGCCGCCUAAUCUCAACAUAAUCAACCAGUAUAUACGUUUUAAUCCCGAAACCGAUACUUUUUUCAAUGGUAAAGAUGCAUUUCCAAACAAUCCAAUGGUUGUCACUGGAAUAAAAGGAAAACAGAAAUAUGAAGAUAUUAAAGUUCCAUUUGAAUGGCCUGAUGUAUGAUUUAGAUUAUGCUAAUUAGUCUGUUAACAAUUAGAUACCAUUGUAAGUGUUUUCUGACAUUGUCUCUAUCUUUGUUUACAGUUAAUAUACAAAUAUUAGCAUUUUGUAUUAAUAAAAUUGUAUUGUUUACAAAGUAAA